This is a messenger RNA of Klebsormidium nitens, 315 nucleotides long. The record is from the annotation of a GenBank genome assembly. NCBI's taxonomy places the organism in Eukaryota, Viridiplantae, Streptophyta, Klebsormidiophyceae, Klebsormidiales, Klebsormidiaceae.
AUGCAUGGAGGCCCAGGUCCAGGGGGGCGAUUUGCGACGAUGCUGGGCCGUAGCGGGGCUUGUGCAAGUACGCUGUGCAAUGGCCUCUUCAUUUCGAACCGCACGCUGCCCAGCCUGCUCUCCAGCGAGGGCUGCCUGCUGGGCUGCGCUUUGCUGCCGACUCUAGUUACAUCGAACCUGCUCAAGUACACCUUCGAUCAACGGCUGAAAUCGGUCACCACCACUGUGGGGCAGAUUGUUGUGAAGGCGAUUGUGCAGAGCGAUACGAGCCAGCCUUUCUCGUGUCUGAUUGAGACCUCAGCGCAGGCGCCAUGA